AUGCCCUUCAGAGACAGGGUGGCCCGCCGGUUCGGCGAGACUGUAAGCUCUCCAGCUUCGCUUUCACCCCAUCUUACCCUCUCUAUUCCCCCCACCAAUUUCAGUCCCGACCCUCGCGUUGGCACUGGCAGCGGUCGCGGUCUGGGCUGCAUCGAAACCAGAGCUACAGCCCGCCACGACCGCAUGGACUGCAACGGCGCAGCCGGGGGAAACGGCAGCGAAAUAGACAAGAUCGUCCGAAAGACCCUCGGCCCCCAGCAUCGGCCGGCCGACAAGGUCGUCAAGAGCGUUGGGAGACCCGUGAGGAUAGCAAGCCGGCGCAACACCGGCAACCCCCAUGCCUUUUCUGAUCUUACUUCUUGGUCUUCUGCUUCCUCGGCUCGGCGCACCUCGCCUCGACCAAGACCUCCCCAUGCCAGCUUGCGCCUCACGGGCUUCGACUCCAGAGGCAACUUUCAUUCUAGAGUGACUAGAGCCAACAGUAAGAUGACUGACGCCAACGGAAACCAGCUCUCGCCCACUGCACCCUACCUCUCAUAUCACGACAUUUGCCUUACUUAUGAGGAUAUCAAGGCAUUGCGGAAUGACUGGCUUACUGAUAAUAAUAUCCACUUUUGGGAGGAGUGGCUCGAGCACGAGAUCCUUCCGAAAUACCCUCAGGCGCGAAUCUGCUUGCUACGACCGUCAAUGACCUACCUCCUGAUGCGCAACGACCCAGCCUCGAUCCGCUCCGCACUACCGGACAUGACGAAGGUGACGCACGUGUUCCUGCCGAUCAACGACGCGGUGAGCCGCACGCAGCCGGACGGGUCGCACUGGUCGCUGCUGCUGGUGUCCAAGAUCGACGGCGUGGCGUUCCACUACGACUCACUGGGCGGCGCCAACGUGGACGAGGGCCGGCGCGCGAGCGAGCGCAUGGCCGUCCUGCUGGGCAUGCCGCUGCGCUUCCAGAACAUCUCGGACUGCCCGCAGCAGGAGAAUGGUAACGACUGCGGCGUCUUUGUCUGUAUCCUCAUGCGCCACCUGCUCGUCAAGCGGCUGCUCAACGCAAACGCCCGCGAGAAGGUGUCCAUGAGCAUGGCGAACAAGAUGAUUGAUGCUGCCGGUGCACGCAAGGAGAUGACCAAGAUCAUUGAGAGUCUGCGCAAGGAGGGCGAGAGGCGCCGUAGCGCGAGCCCGUUCCCCAAGCAGGAGGGUGCGCCGCGGAUCGACUAG
Messenger RNA from Diaporthe amygdali, 1215 nucleotides. RefSeq names its product Ulp1 protease family protein. Gene Ontology annotation, molecular function: cysteine-type peptidase activity; deNEDDylase activity. The transcript has 5 exons. The record is from RefSeq and is a predicted model, not a curated record. Gene Ontology annotation, biological process: proteolysis. The coding region runs from base 1 to 1215 and encodes 404 amino acids. NCBI's taxonomy places the organism in Eukaryota, Fungi, Ascomycota, Sordariomycetes, Diaporthales, Diaporthaceae.